Molecule: messenger RNA, 1755 nt
Organism: Tyto alba (common barn owl)
Lineage: Eukaryota; Metazoa; Chordata; Aves; Strigiformes; Tytonidae
Product: transmembrane protein 238-like
Exons: 2
Coding region: 455-871 (138 amino acids)
Source: RefSeq, a predicted model, not a curated record
AAAGAAGCGGCAGCGACCACCACUUGCGAGGGAUACCUCAGCUCCCAAACGCGGACAGUCGCUACCGACCAAUCUCCAACACCCGCUCCCGCCAUUCUCUUGUAAAGUGGAGCAAGGCCAGGAAGAGCCAGGUGCGCCAGCCGCCUCGAUAGGGCAGGGGCAGGAGGAAGGGGCCUGUCGGGGAGAGGCCAGCGGUAGGAAGCGGGACUCGGCAAACGGGGCGUCAGACGCCCCGAGAGUGUCUUAAGAGAAGGCGGAGAGCCCGCGCCGUCUCGGGGGCAGUGGGACUCCCUGAGGGCGGCGGCCCGCUCGCCUUCCCCCUCAGCGGCCGCCGGGGCGCGGCCCCGCGCGCAGGUGCAGGCCGAGGGGCGUGGCCCUGCCGUCCCCCUCAGGUGCGGGCGGCCCGAGGCGGCGGUGCCGCCGCCGCCGCUGCUGCCGCCGCCGCUGCCCCGCGAUGGCGGCCCCCGGCGGGCUGGGCCGCUGCGUGGUCGCCUUCUGGCUGGCGCUGGCCUUCGACGCGCUGGGCCUGGCCGUGUUGCUGGCCGGUGUAUUCGCCGACGUCUUCUUCUCCGACCUGCUCAUCUACGCGGGCGGUAUCGGCAUCUUCCUCAGCCUCAUCUGGUGGGUGUUCUGGUACGCCGGCAACCUGGAGGUGCCGCCGGAGGAGCUGCGCGACGACGUGGGGCUGGCGCCGCCCAAGGGUCGCGGGGACAGCCUGCUGCGGGGGCUGGUGCACGGCCUCAGCCUCCGCCUCUCCUCCGCCUUCGCUCCCGCGCCGCGCUCCCGCUCCCGCGCCGCCGCCGACGACCUGGAGCUGCAGCGCGCCGGGGGCCCGCGGGGCCGCCCCGCCGACUCGAGCAGGAUCUGUUGAAGACGUGACUGUCAAAGUUAUUGCCUCUAAAAGUGGGAGAAGCGCUGCAAAUUAUGGAAGGAGAAUUCCCUACUCAAUGCAAUAGGAUUCUCUCAUUAUGGAAUAGUAUCUGCAACCACUGUGGACUCUCUAUAAAAUGGACACAUAGAGCCAUAUUUCUGCCAAAUGCACCUAUUUCAGUGUUGGACUGGAUAGUUUCUUGUGGGUAUUUUUCACCAUUUCAAACCAUAAAUUAGAUCCCUUAAGAAGUGAGAACUAAAAAAGAAACACACCUGAUUCACAUAAAAAUCACUGCAGCAUGUAAUAUAGUUUGUUUGUUUGUUUUUUUAAAUUUUUAAUAACCUGGGAAUGUUUGGGUAAAAAGCUCUUGCACAAUGAAAAGCUCUUGCACUGUUUUACCAAGGUCUGGAAGUUAAACUCACUGUGAAUUUUUAUGAUGCCAGUGCAAUACUUUUGUUUGUAAGGGUGCUUUUAAAAUAUCUAUGUUAAACUAUUGAUGCAAAGUUGCAAAUGUAGUAGAAGUUGUUUAUAGUGUAAAUACACAAUUUACAGUGACUCUUGUAAAGUUUCAUCAUUAUUUUGGAAUAACUUGGAAUUUGGGGUUUUAUAAUUAGGUAAAAAUAGUAAUGUUGGCAUAUCAGUACAUUCUUCAUAGCAGCAAAUGAUGUAAUAUGACUCUAAGACGACCCAUUUUUACUACAGUGAUGUUGGGAAUUAUUUUCCUAAUGCUGAAGCAUUCGGGGAGAGGAACCACCAAAAAGACCCCUUGUUGAUUAACAGAUAUUUUAUAAAUGCUUUAUAUAAUAUUAACAAAUUUACAUUUGGGUGUAACUGAGAAGUAGCAGGUGGGAAAAUAUUUAUAUUAAAGUUAAUGAUACCUAAAA